CCGAGGGCGUUCCGUACCCACCGGACAGGGAGUCCUGAGCGCCGGCCCGCGAGCAUGCGCACGCCGUGCUUCCGCUUUGCCUGCUCCUGGUGGUGGUAGAUGUCCGGCUUCGCUCCCGGCGCGUCUUGAGAGCUGCUCUCCAGCGCCUCAGAGGCAGAGGCUGUGGCCUCCAUGAGACACAACCACACCAGGGAAAGAUGAGCAGAGACAUCUGCAUCCAUGCCUGGCCCUGCUCCUACUACUUGGACCUUGAGAAACGAUGGGUCCCUGGGAAACUGUCCUUAACGUCGCUCUCACUGAAGUUCACAGCGGACAGAGCUGGUGAGGUUCUUGUUGGCUUUCCCCUCUCCAGCAUCACUGAAGUGAAGAAGGAGGCUUCACAUUUCAUCUUCAGCUCCAUCACCAUCCUGGAAAAGGACCAUGGCAAGCACUGGUUCAGCUCCUUGAGGCCCAGUCGCAAUGUAGUCUUCACCAUCAUUGAGCACUUCUGGAGGGAGCUGCUGCUAUCUCAGCCAGGAGCUGCUGUGAACACUGCGUUGUCCCCCUCGACCCGGGGGAAGGAGCUCACUGGAUUGAUGGCUAGGUCCCAGAAGCGUCUGGAAGAUACUGCGAAGGUCCUUCACCACCAGGGCGAGCAGCUGGGCAGUGUCAUGAGGGGCCUGGAGAAGAUGGAGUCAGACCUGGAUGUGGCUGACAGAUUGCUGACAGAACUGGAAUCUCCUUCCUGGUGGCCCUUUAGCCCCAAGCUUUGGAAGAUGCCAUCAGAAUCAAAGUCCAGGGAAGGUGCCUCAGUGGCCAGUUGUGAACCUUUUGGAAAAGAAGGGAUUUUGAUUACAAUUCCCGCUAUUAUUUCUGAAACAGGGUCUCAAGCUAAGUCAGGAAAGCUCACCAUCCUCAUUUCUGGAUUGGAAAUCCAUGACUCCAAUUCUUUGCUCCUGCACCAAUUUGCAAGAGAAGACAUAGAUGACAUUAAGGUUCACUCACCUUAUGAAAUCAGCAUACGGCAGCGGUUCAUUGGGAAGCCAGAUGUGGCUUAUCGUGUGAUAUCUGCCAAAAUGCCAAAAGCUAUCCCCGUUCUAGAAGUGCAGUUCAGCAAGAGGAUUGAGUUGUUGGAAGACACCUCAGAGCUCAGAAGCACAGGAGUGUCUUUACCCACAGAGAAGAGCUGCUCUGUGUGGCACACAGCUGCUGGCCUGCUGGGCUGUGCUGGCCGCCAUGAGCCAGCUGUAGGGGGCCAGGAAGGUGCGCCGCUGGAGCUGCAGAGGAGUGCGCCGUUCCUUUCUGAGGAGGAGGCCGAGGAGCUGAGUGAGGUCCUGAGGAAGCUGAAAGGGCUCGCCCUGGAUGCUGAGGCAGAGCUAGAGCGGCAGGAUGAGGCCCUGGACGGCAUCACUGCAGCUGUGGACCGAGCAACCUUGACCGUGGACAAGCAUAACCGGCGUAUAAGGAAGCUGACCUAGGAGAGUGUGGAGUGCAGAGGUCACUCCUCAGAGGAACUGCAGGAGGCCCAGCUGCCUCUGAUCCCGAUGGCCGUGUGCCGGCUGCUCUACGGGCACCGGUCCUACAUUAUGCAGGACAUGCUGUGUGCUGGAGACAUCUGGAACUGGAAGACUGUAUGUGAGGUGAAAGGUGGGGCCAGGUGGGGGUGCCCUGGGGUCUCACACUCUGAAGUGCUGCCGUCAGGGAGGGACCGUGUGAGUGGGCGAGCCCCACACUCUGGAUUCACAGGAAGCCCCCUCCUCCUUGGCAGGGAGACUCUGGGGGCCCACUGGUCUGUGAAAUCAACGAGACCUGGUUGCAGAUUGGAAUUGUGAGCUGGGGUCGUGGUUGUGCCCAGCCCAUGU
This is a messenger RNA of Lepus europaeus (European hare), 1841 nucleotides long. RefSeq names its product synaptosome associated protein 47 (gene SNAP47). The record is from RefSeq and is a predicted model, not a curated record. Gene Ontology annotation, cellular component: plasma membrane; SNARE complex. Gene Ontology annotation, molecular function: serine-type endopeptidase activity; SNAP receptor activity; syntaxin binding. The transcript is spliced from 6 exons. Gene Ontology annotation, biological process: exocytosis; synaptic vesicle priming; proteolysis. NCBI's taxonomy places the organism in Eukaryota, Metazoa, Chordata, Mammalia, Lagomorpha, Leporidae. Bases 198 to 1457 code for a protein of 419 amino acids.